UUUAUUUAUUCUUACGCUGAAAUGACAGGAAUAAAAUAAUCCGAAAAAAUAUCUUGGGGUCAUCAUUUAGGACGAACUGGUCAACACGAUUUUAUUAUUUCUCUGAAUAUUAUUCAAUAUGUCAAAGCCAGUUUUGUACUCCUACUUCAGAAGCUCCUGUUCAUGGAGGGUUAGAAUAGCUUUGUUGAUGAAGAAAAUUGAUUUUGAAUACUCAGCUGUACAUUUAGUAAAAGAUGGAGGACAACAGAAAUCAGAAGAUUUCAGUACUCUUAAUCCAAUGCAGCAAGUUCCUACUCUGGUCAUCAAUGGUCAGCCAAUAUCACAAUCAGUUGCUGUAUUAGAAUACUUGGAGGAAACUUAUCCAGAUCCUCCAUUACUGCCAAAAGAUUCCUUACAAAGAGCUAAGGUAAGGGAGAUAACUGAAACAAUUUGUUCUGGAAUCCAGCCAUUGCAGAAUUUAGUCGUUCUUCAGAAAAUUGGAGAUGAGAAGAAGAAUGAAUGGGGACAAUUUUGGAUAAACAAAGGAUUUGUAGCUUUGGAACAAUUGCUUAACAAAACAGCAGGAAAAUAUUGUUUAGGGGACGAAGUAACCAUAGCAGAUUUAUGUUUAGUGCCACAAGUUGGUAAUGCAAUAAGAUUCAAUGUAGAUAUGUCCAAGUUUCCAAUGAUAUCAAAAAUCAAUGAAGAACUGUCUAAACUUGAAGCAUUUAAAAAAGCUCACCCAUUUGCACAGCCAGACUGUCCAGAAGAUCUCAGACAGAAAUAAAAAGGUGACUGCAGACGAAAAUAUUUAAAACUUUUAUGCAACAGAAAAACUACAGAUAGCCUUAUACAUGUUGGUUGGACAGCUGGACACUGUUCAGACAUUUUAUUAAAUGUACCAGCUUUAUGGCAGCUAUAUAAUGAUCUAGUAUUGUAAUAUUGACUAUGAAUCUCAGUUUUCUUUCGUUUAUACAUAUAUACCUAAAAUCAUAGCUUAAAAUAAAUACUUUUUUCCUGGAAA
Messenger RNA from Mytilus trossulus (common blue mussel), 1003 nucleotides. RefSeq names its product maleylacetoacetate isomerase-like. Gene Ontology annotation, cellular component: mitochondrion; cytoplasm. The coding region runs from base 119 to 766 and encodes 215 amino acids. Gene Ontology annotation, biological process: glutathione metabolic process; L-phenylalanine catabolic process. Lineage: Eukaryota; Metazoa; Mollusca; Bivalvia; Mytilida; Mytilidae. The transcript has 9 exons. Gene Ontology annotation, molecular function: maleylacetoacetate isomerase activity; glutathione transferase activity. The record is from RefSeq and is a predicted model, not a curated record.